AUGUCCGCGCCAGCAGAACCCCCACCAACCUACGACCAGGCCACUGGCUCUUCGGCCACAACGUCCUCCAAACCACAGAAAUCAUCCCACCUAGAAGUGCCGUCUGCAAAGAAUGGGAUCCCAACAGAAGCCCGCCGCUCGAUGGAGGACCUUCAGAGACCUUUACCCGAAGGGUGGGUACGGCAGUACGAUCCCAAGGAGAACCACCAGUUCUUCGUGAACACAAAUGUCGAGCCCCCCCAAUCAUACUGGGAGCACCCAUUAGAUAUCCCCGAAGUCCUGAAGAGCUUGAGCACAGAGGAACGCGAAAGAUUGCAAGAAGAAGAGGAUAGGUUGAGAAGACAGGCACCACAUUCCGCCGACCACUCCGAAGACGAACAAUACCCACCAGAACUCCCGGCCCGGCCAUCCUCCUCACAACAAGCCGGUCAAAAGAAGACCUUUGGCGAGAAACUGAAAGAUAAAGUCACCGGCACAACUCACGAGGAACGUGUACGCAGUCGUGCGCAACGUGCAGAAGAAGAGAGACAAUAUUACGAAGCACAUAUGAGGUUGCGACAAGCUAUGCAGCAAGCACAAAUGACAGGUCAACCUCAGUUCUUCGCCAAAGACAGAGACGGCAAGAACAUCUACGUGGAGCCUCCCGGGGGUCCGGGCUAUGGAUAUGGCGGAUACGGACCAAGGGGUUAUGGUGUCAACCCUUAUUCAAGCGGACCAUAUGCGGACCCCAACGCCAGAUUUAUUCGACCAGGCUAUCCCUAUAAUCGUCCAUACGGCGCUUAUCCGGGAGGUGGAUAUGGAUUGCCCAUUGCGGGAGGGUUGCUUGGAGGGUUGCUUCUUGGUGGACUAUUGUUCUAG
Fonsecaea nubica is the source of this 858-nucleotide messenger RNA. RefSeq lists its product as hypothetical. Bases 1 to 858 code for a protein of 285 amino acids. The transcript has a single exon. Lineage: Eukaryota; Fungi; Ascomycota; Eurotiomycetes; Chaetothyriales; Herpotrichiellaceae. The record is from RefSeq and is a predicted model, not a curated record. Gene Ontology annotation, molecular function: protein binding.